Arabidopsis thaliana (thale cress) is the source of this 4343-nucleotide messenger RNA. It is a transcript of the gene ASY2, whose product is annotated as DNA-binding HORMA family protein. The transcript has 15 exons. Gene Ontology annotation, cellular component: chromosome; nucleus. Lineage: Eukaryota; Viridiplantae; Streptophyta; Magnoliopsida; Brassicales; Brassicaceae. The record is from RefSeq and is marked reviewed. The coding region runs from base 1 to 4200 and encodes 1399 amino acids.
AUGGUGGUGGUAAGCAAGAACAACGAGCAGCAAUCGCUCAUUUUGACUACGGAAUUGCUCCGUACUGCCAUCUUCAAUAUCAGUUACAUCAGAGGCCUCUUUCCCGUGCGGUAUUUCAAGGAUAUGUCGGUUCCUGCUUUAGAUCUGAAGAUGAAGAAGCUAAUGCCUAUGGACGCUGAAUCACGCCGAUUGAUUGGCUGGAUGGAGAAAGGGGUCUACGAUGCCCUGCAUAAGAAACACCUGAAAAAGCUGAUAUUCUACAUAUGUGAAACAGUAGAUGGUCCCUUGAUUGAGGAAUACAUAUUUUCUUUCAGCUAUUCAGAUUCUGACAGUCAAGAUGUCCGGAUGAAUAUCAAUAUUACUGGAAUCAAUACCUAUGGGGGAACUCUUAACUCCACUGCUGACAACUCCACUGCUGACAUGACCCUAAAUCAAAUGAGUUCAGUUGAUGAAGACUUUGGACAGAAUGCCCGAAGAAGUAAUGCAUUUGUUACCUAUCAGAGGUUUUCAGUUUACAUCAGUUUCCAUAUUGCCAAUUACAGACUUUGUUACUUUUUUGCUUCUGUCCAGCGCACCAUUUUGAUGAAGCUUCUUUACUACGAAUAUGUGCCACCAGAUUACCAGCCACCUUUCUUCAGAGGCUGUUCAGAAGAAGAAGAAGCUCAGUAUGUAUGGCCAAAGAUUCCUCUGAGAAUGGAAAUUGGUAAUGUUAACAGCCAACAUCACGUGUUAACUGUAAAGGUCAAGAGCGUGCUUGAUCCUUAUGAUCCUUGUGAGGAUGAAAAUGAUAACAUGCAAGAUGAUGAGAGGAGUAAAGGACCUGAUUCUCUCCAUGAUGACCAGCCUUGUAAGGUUUUCACUAAGCCGAGUAAACUCAUCUUAACAGAGAACAAAGACGCUGACCAUGGAGAGGUUAAUGAAGAAAAGCUUCUUCUAAUUACACCUAUCUGUGAAAUACUUCAAGAUGUCAAACAGGAUCAGGUUGAACAUCAGCUAGCAAAGGUGAAGGAUACAAAAGGAAGACCUGCCUCAAUUGUGCAAAAUCCUAUUCUGCAGUCUCAUGAAUAUGACAUUCGAAGGCUUAAAGCCCGUUUACAAAGACUCGAGCGUCAUAUAUCUGUUCCGGAUUCUCCUCAGGAGGGAAUCCGGAAGUGGUUUGCUGCUGUUUCCUCGCAACUAUUCUACAAAGUUAUGGAAGCUUGUACACGAAGAAAACCAAUUUUGGGUGAUGCAAUACUGUCGUCAACCGUUAAAGUGCAAAAUUUCAAUGCAAAAAUUUGUAGUAAAUUGUUGAAGAAGCCUGCAUCGAUAUACAGAAAGAAACACUUCACACUGAACAGUGCUUCCUUAAGAAUUUCAGGCUUGGCAGGAAGCAUAUUUGCGUGGGCUGUUGGUUUCUGUCUCUUUUCUGCUCAGAUUGGACAUGUCUUCGUUCAGCCUAAGACCAGAAGUUCUGAGUCAAAGCCAAAAGUCACCAUGGAAGAACUAGAAGAGAAGUUGACCCCUCCAAGUUCUGAACCGAAGUCGGCCCCUCCAAGUUCUGAACCGAAGUCGGCCCCUCCAAGUUCUGAACCACUAGAGAAAUUGGCUGUUAUCAGAAGGAUCCUUCCUGAGAUAUUUGCUCAACGAUGUGGUCAAAGAAACAGUAGCUUUGAGGCAUUUGCUCAACGUCGGACGACAUAUGAUUAUUACAACAUCAGAUUAAACCCUCGGGAAAUCAUUUUCCGCCGCUUGCAAGAAGAAUCUAAGGUAGCUCUCGCUCUCUCCUCUGCGAAUUAUUUUGUACUCUCGAUUCUUUAUCGAUUUUUCCGGCAAUGGAGCGAAGUAUCAUUAGUUCGCCGAAACUCUCGGUUAACCGGGAAUCCAAGUAACGAAGCUCAGUCUAGUCGAUCUAACCGGAUCGAGAUUCCGACGUUGCUUGAUGAGCCAGAUCGGGAGGGUUCCGGUGGACAUCUCGCUGCUCCUGAAGAUCCGGUGGAUUUCUUAGCUCAGUUCGACCCACUCAUCGACCUGGAGGAUGCUUAUAACACGCAGCCGCAGUAUACAGAGGCUGAAGUUAAUGCGAGAUUACUUCAUGAGGAUCAUGUUGAAUUUGACCUCGUCCCAGUGGUUAGCUGGAACACCGAGAUCACCGCGAAAAAGACCCUUUCAACAACCGAGUCAGUCGCGGAAGUAUUUGCCUUGUGUGGCUCCGGAGAUCGCCCGCUCACUUGCAUGAUUCCCGGAGAAAAUGAGCGUCCAUGGAAUCCCCCUCGAGGGUACGUCUGUAUGUAUGAAGCCUACUUCAGACAAUGUCACCUCUGGUUUCCAAUUCCGUCUCUGAUCAUCUCCUUUCUGAAUCGCCGUCAUAUGGCGUUCUCCCAGCUUACACCGGCGGCGAUCUGCAAUUUUGUUGCCGCUCUGACCUUCGGCGCUGAAGAAGGUUACCUGGUAAAUGUUCGUUGUUUUGAGGAAAUGACGACGUUGAAAGCUAUCAGGUCGCCCGGCUAUUGGGUGGUGAACAACCGCCCAAAGCAUAACUUUCUUCCCGGUCCUAAAGUCAGUAACUUCAAGAACUGGGAAGAAUAUUACUUCUACGUCAGGGUCGACCUCGAGUCGUAUGAGCGUCCGUUCUCGGGGAGGAAAAGGAUGUGGACGGAGUUUCCUGAUCGAUACAGGCCUAGUCCGGAUUUUCCCGUCGAGUUCGAAGGAGUUUUAGAGGCGAUCUUCCGAGCUCGUCGUCGUACCUGGAAAGACGUCACGAGGUCGCGCGUCAACAGGAUAAUGGGGAAGGUCAGGAAAUCCUUCAUUAGCUUCGCUGCUGGGCUUUUAAACAUGCCACCUCCCCCAGCUCCCAUCGAAGAGGAAAGACAGCCUUUAGACGGAGAGGCGGCUGCGUCAAAUCCUCCCGUUAGUGCCGGCCCUUCCGGUGUUGAUCAGGUCUCCCAUGAGAUGGUCAACCCGGAGUCUCAAGACAGGAUGUGUCUUGAAGGGGCCGACGUCGUGCCAGCUCAAGAGAUCGCCGAGUGCGAUCGAAGUCAGUCCGUUCAGGUCGUCGAGCCUGAAGUUCAAAAUAUUACCGACGACCGCUCCGUCGUCGUUUAUGCCGCCCCUCCAGCAGGCGAAGAGGUCAACACGGGCCUAACUAUCCUUGAUCAAGACAAGGACGAAACCGUUGCUGAGCCCGGGAUUUCCAGGAGGUCCCGUGAGGAGAAAGGGAAAGGAGGGGCUAACCAAUCCAAGAAGAGGUCGGCUUCUGAAGCCGGUUUAGAUGAGGCCGCUGCUCCAAAGACGUUUCGCCUGUCGCGAGGCGAGACUCUUAAUUCUGACCAGUUUACGUUCAAGUAUUCUGGUGAGAAAUUCCUCGUGAGAGAUCAAGAGGCCGCCAGCCAUCUUUGGCGCAACUUGAUGCUCCCUGGGACGAAGGAUUUCCCUAAUCCUGACGAUCUGGUUCUAAAAGAGGGAUAUCAGAAGUUUGCCAGAUCAUCACUUGAGACCGCCGCCCUGGCUAACGAUCUGAUCGCGACAUACGAUCGCAAGUUGAAGCUGAAGCUCGCCGACAGAGAGGCCUUCGAUAAUCUGAAGAAGUGCGCAGACCAGGCCAAAGCCAUCUAUGCCAAAGACAUGAAGGAAAUGGCUUCAUUGAGAGAUGCUGCCGAGAUUCAUAAAGCGGAGAUGAGCUCGUUGAACGACGAGGUCAAGAGGCUCAAUAGUCGAGAAGCUGAUCUUCAGAAAGAGUUCAGCGAUCUUCAGGUUGCAUUGGUUGCUGUAAAAGAGCACGGGGAGAGGGAGUGCAACAGGUUGCGGAAUGACCGAGCUGCUAAAGUCGCCCGUACUACAAAGAAAGCCCAAGCUCGUCUUGAUAGAGUGAAGGCUUAUCUCAAGGAGCAAGAGGACCUCGUCGGGCCAAAGGUGGAUGCUGAGAAUCAAGCCAGAGGCGCUGAGGAGAUAGUGGGCAUCCUUAUGCAGAGAGGUGCGAAGAUUGCGGCAUCUGAACUCAGCGGCCUUAAGGAGUUAACCAAAAGGGCGACCGACGAAGUUAAUGCCUUGAACGUUAUCGAGCUCGGGGACGAUGAUCUUAACAUGUCCCCAGAUCAGCUCGGUUUUUCGAGGCAAAUCUCCCAAGUUGCUCCAGUGGCGGACCAGCACGGCUCAAAUGUCGACCUGUUAGCGGAAGUGAUUCGACGUGUAAGCGUUGAAGAAACGAACCAGACGACCUGAAUAGGUCGUCUUUGUAAUCUAUUUUGAAAUAUUGAUCGUGGACCCAAUUUUCGGGGCGAUCUCAAAACUCUUAUUUAACCGUGGACCCACUUUCGGGGCGGUUUUUAAUUUUAACUUCUAUUUUCGAUGAUUUUCUAUCUUGC